AUUAAUAUGUAACAUUAAGAUCAAGAUCAAGAUCAGUGCGCGGGUUUUCUUAUACAGGUGUGGCUAACUGGUUGUCUUCUGCAUACCGUGGCUGUUAAGAUCGUACAGCAUGGAGAUUAAAGACGAGAUACGAAGUGCUUUCAUGAGGCUCCUCCAUGGAAAGACUGAUGGGGGUGAAGUGAUGACAAUCAAGGAGCACCAGAUCAUCAUCACCCGUGAGCCGUGUCCUGCCGUGCUGCUCAGUGUCAACAAAAACCUUCCUGAAAUACUUCUUGUGCAGAAGUUUACUGAGCACAAGAAGAAAAGCUGCUCCAGCAUCACUAGCAGUGUUUCUUGUAGCUCCCCAGUGACUGUGAGGAAUGGUCAUGCUUCUUCCAUUAAUGGCACAUCUCAUGAUGAUUUGGAUGUGACAGGAUCGCCUCUGAAGUGCCCCUUUGUGCAGACCAAGACUGACUCCAGUGAUUCUCCAUUCACCAUUGUCUUGGACCACUGUGGCAACAAAAACAAAGGCAAAAUAAACCUGACUUACACACCCAUCCCCAGCACUUCAUUAGGUCUCAUUGGCUCAAAGCUCAACUUGAUGCUCAGCAAACUUCAAGAUGUAGAUGAGUUUGUACCUCUGUGGCUUGUCUGUGAUGGAAAAGACCCACAAAAAACACUGUUCAUGAGGAUUCACCGGACAAAGGACACUCACACCCGCACUGUGAUUACUUCAGCAGACCCCUACUACCAUAAAGAUGACCUGCCCCCAAUGGACCACCUCCUGGAGCACCACCUAGCCUUUGGGUCCAUUAAAAGGGUGGACACUGCAGUGGAGGCAACUUACACUGUACUGGCAAGUGAGGAUGAAAUAAGGGGCUCCAGUCUGGGCCUUACUUGCAAAUGGAAAGAAUCCCUCACUCUGUUGAGUCUCCCUGCACCUGAUGCCCAUACUGUUGCUAAUGUACAUGUCAUGUGUGGGGAUCCUCGCAGCCCUGUCCAUCAGAUGUAUCUGGAGCUCAGUGUCCUGCGGGGGUUUGUGAAGGGGCUGGAAACGGGGGAAAUCUUGUGGUAUGUGCUUGAGAACUCCAGCACUGUGACAGAGGAGCUGGAGUUGUUGUUCACCAGCAUCAGAGACAAGGGUCAGGCUUUGAUUGAUUUGUCUUCCUGGCUUGCAUAUGUGAAGGAAUAUUUUUGCUGGUACCUUAUUAUUUCUUCUUUAUUUCAAAUUAUACUUCAUGCUCUUGUUUGGUCUCAUAUGACUGAAGAAGUAACUUGUUGUUGCAGGGUAGGAGGACAGUUUUUUCUUUAUUUCAGACUUAUACUUCAUGUCCUGAUGAGAUGUGUGUCUUACCAGGAGCUGAAGGAUAACCUGAGUCUGGUGUUCAAGGCAGUAGCAGGAGAGGAAGUUCGGCCACAGAUUCACAUCCGUAACACUACACAGGUUGGGUCUUUCUUGCGUAAUUUGAUAAGGGGACAUGGGAGUGUGCCGCAACUUUUAAACCACACACCCUUACUCAUGCUUAUUGAGAUAGGCUAUGAAAAGAUCAAGAGGGACUACAUCCACAUCUUCCAGGCUGGAGAACUUGUAACAGGGGAGCAACUGUUGUCGUUCAUUGGAGACGGAUCAGUGAGCAGUGACAACAUGAUGCUGGCGGUGGAUCAGCUGGAGCGACUUCAUGUGGCCCUGCAGGCAGUAGUGGCAGUGAGGACUUAUCUCAGCCUUCCUUGGGCCUCCAUGUCUCAUUUCUCAAACCAGGUGCUGAACCAGAUGAAGGGCGAGGAACUAAGUGGUGCACAUUCCUUCUCAUUGAAACUUGAUGCUCUUUCUAUCAACCAGCAGUUUGACAGUAUGAUGGAGGACACAUGGGAGAUCAGUUUUCACAGCCAAGAGCAGACUUACUCCAAGCUACUGGUGUGCCACAUCUCUCAUAAACCCUUCAUCAGUAUCUCCUCGACUACAGAAGAUUUCGAUGGCUUGCAGCAAGAUGAAUUAAAGGAAGAAGAUGAAGACGAUGGUGAAGAUAAGUACUACUGUACCUUCAUCUCCACUGUUGCUGAUAAACUUCUAAAGUAGUGAGCAUUGUCACAGUUGCCAGUGGUGUGUUAAUACAGAUUACUUAUGUUGCUUAUAUAAGGUGGAGGUAAUUUCUUUAUAUUCUUAAAUGCACUUAUAUUUUGAAUUAUAA
Messenger RNA from Portunus trituberculatus (swimming crab), 2168 nucleotides. RefSeq names its product protein zwilch homolog (gene Zwilch). Gene Ontology annotation, biological process: protein localization to kinetochore; mitotic spindle assembly checkpoint signaling. The transcript is spliced from 15 exons. The coding region runs from base 110 to 2056 and encodes 648 amino acids. Gene Ontology annotation, cellular component: RZZ complex. The record is from RefSeq and is a predicted model, not a curated record. NCBI's taxonomy places the organism in Eukaryota, Metazoa, Arthropoda, Malacostraca, Decapoda, Portunidae.